Messenger RNA from Rhinichthys klamathensis goyatoka, 1745 nucleotides. It is a transcript of the gene pard6b, whose product is annotated as par-6 partitioning defective 6 homolog beta (C. elegans). The record is from RefSeq and is a predicted model, not a curated record. Gene Ontology annotation, molecular function: protein kinase C binding. NCBI's taxonomy places the organism in Eukaryota, Metazoa, Chordata, Actinopteri, Cypriniformes, Leuciscidae. The coding region runs from base 222 to 1379 and encodes 385 amino acids. Gene Ontology annotation, cellular component: nucleus; apical plasma membrane; cell cortex. Gene Ontology annotation, biological process: establishment or maintenance of cell polarity; centrosome cycle; regulation of cellular localization. The transcript has 3 exons.
GGUAGAGGCAGAGUUUCGGAGCACGUUCAGUUGACAGGCGUCGCCGUUGCUACUCGAUUCCCGAAAACAACACAAGCAAAUACACGGAGCUGUCGCGAGAUACGCGCCUUUAACUGGAUUAAGACGAGAAAAGCCGUUUUGGACGGACCGAGCUCAAGGCGGAUGAGCGCAGCCCGCGGGAGGGCAAGAGUGUUUCUGCGGUGGGGUCCAGUUAGCGAAAGAUGAACAAAAACCACCGAGUGCCGAGCAACCGAACUCUGAACGCCGUGGAGGUGAAGAGCAAGUUUGGAGCAGAAUUCAGGCGGUUCUCUUUGGACCGGUCCAAGCCGGGACGCUUUGAUGAGUUCUAUGGCUUGCUGCAGCAUGUGCAUCGGAUCCCUAACGUCGACCUGCUUGUGGGUUACGCCGAUGUACAUGGGGACCUGCUGCCAAUCAACAAUGAUGACAACUACCAUAAAGCAAUGUCCGUGGCAGCACCCCUGCUCCGUCUCUUCUUGCAGCGGAAAGAGGAGGCAGAUUACUCUUCAUUCGGUACGGACACUGUGACCCGUAAGAAGACCCCGGCGGUACUUGCUGCAGUCCUCCUUCGCCCGGACGCCAACAAGAAGAAGCCUCCGAUCAUCAUCAGCCUGCCCAAAGAUUUCCGCCCAGUGUCCUCCAUCAUCGAUGUGGACAUCCUCCCAGAGACGCAUCGACGUGUCCGUCUAUACAAACAUGGUCAGGAGAAACCACUGGGCUUCUACAUCCGCGACGGUUCCAGCGUUCGCGUUACGCCCCAGGGCCUGGAAAAGGUCCCGGGCAUCUUCAUCUCCCGCAUGGUCCCUGGGGGCCUGGCAGAGAGCACAGGACUGCUGGCCGUCAAUGACGAGGUGCUCGAAGUCAACGGCAUUGAGGUGAGCGGAAAGUCUUUGGACCAAGUAACGGACAUGAUGAUUGCUAAUAGCCACAACCUCAUUAUAACCGUCAAACCGGCCAAUCAGCGCAAUAACGUGGUACGCAGCAGUGGAGGCGGAGCCACAUCCGGCAGCUCGGGACGAUCUUCGGACAGCAGCACCAGUGUUUACGGUUACUCGACACCAGGCUCCAUGGCUAUGACCCCGUCCCAUAUUAUCCAGAACUAUGAGCCGGACGAGGAGAGCGAGGACGAGGAGGAUCUGGUGAUCGAGGCGGACGGAGGGACUAAACUCAUUCCGCAGGCAGCGGCACGGGCGAUGGCAAGUUCUAGCAUGCCCGCUCUGCCCCGAUAUGAGCCUCACCUCGACCUCCGCCCCUCGAAUGGUACCAUGGUGACCAGCGCAAGCGUAGGGUCUUUAAAUGCCCGCGACAGGGGUUUGGAGGGGCGUAAUCUAGAGGAGGACGGCACAGUCAUUACACUGUAGAGACGCACACGCCGCAUAUAAUCACACACAUGCCAAUACACACUCUUGUGUGCCAUAGGACUGAAAAUGCAUGCAUGUCUUUAUACUUGGGUGACCAGUGAGUCCAGGACCAAAAGAGCAGGACAGUCACCACAGCACCUUACAGCACUUCUCUAUAACCGCAGGGACCAGGUAGUCCCCAUCAUUGAACCCAUGGAGAAUGGCACAGCACCAAAAAUAGCUGCUUCUUGAGUAAUAAUGAACUUCAUGAGUCAAUGCGAUUGAAUGAAUGAAGAUGCCCGUCACGUGACUGAGAACAGAUACUCUGCUGCGUAUGAAUCAUGACAAUCUUUUUCUUUUUUUUUUUACUUUGACAACCACUCCCUU